UGAAAUAAGUUAAUUCUACGAGUAACAAUUGAUUAGUUCAACCCCAUAAUUUUUACUGAAAUAAAACCGGAAAAAGAUUCUGAAAUAGAAGAAAAACGAGUUACAAGAAAUAUUGAAUUGAAUGAUUUGUGAUAAAAUACAUUUAAAAUGGCAAAAGUAAUCUAAUGAACAGAUGUGAAAAGUAGAAAAAUAUUUUAGGAUUAAAAAGUACUUUAGACAAAUCACUGCAGAAUUAUUUUUUUAUUGAAUUAACAGAAACCCUCUUAAUAUAUUUUCAAAGUAAACAUCAAGUUACCAUCAUCAUGUCGAGUGACACCGAUAGAGAUAGCAUUUACCUCGAUACAUUGAGUAUGCAGUCAGGAAGUACAAAUUACAACAAUCGAAAAUCAAUAGCUUUAUCCCAACAAACGAUUUAUCAUUCAACUGAAGACCUUCCGAGCACUGUUGCUGCCUCCGCAACUCUCAAGGGAUACAACAAUGACUUUUUUCUUGACUCACAAAAAUUUCACAGCGACAUUGGUUUGAAUGAUUUCGAGGAAUUGGAUAGCGGAGAUGUGCCGUUACGAGGAACGAGACCCCGAAGCGAAAUUUUACAGGAAGAGGUCUCUGCUUUACUACUUGAUAGUAAUAAUUGUUCCAACAGCAUACAUUCAUUACCUACGACUAAAAACAAACAAACAAAAACGAAACAAAUCGUAACAUAUAAUGAAUGGAAAUCUAGGGUUUGGCGCACCUUUACCGAUGGCGAGCGAAAUGUAGAUUUUGUUCUGUCGUAUCCCGCAAUUCCGUUGUCGCCCGGAAAAGAAAAUGCAAAUGAAGCAGCUGACGAGAAACGCCAAUUGUUUUGUGCCAACCUUGAAAAGGAAGGACUCGAACUUGAGUACGAGAAGACACAAUCGAUUCAUUUUGUGAAAAUUCACGCGCCGAAACAUGUUUUGUGCAAAUACGCCGAAUUGCUCAAAUGGGAAAUGCCAAUUAAAAGGUCUCUAUGGAAAAAGGAAGAUGUUGAUUAUAAUGAAUAUCGCUUACUGACAAACAUGAAAUCGUUCUUUGGAAGACCUUUUAGAUUUGUGAAAUUAGAUCCUGUUAAAUUUCCUCACAGACCGAAGGAAAUGUAUCACGAAUUCUCAAGAGAUAAGGACUAUUUAUUUGAUAUUGAUGAUAAAGAUUUCUUUACACAAGAUGUUAGAAUAGCAGUUGUUAGUUUCAUAUUAGAAAGAUGCGCAUUUACAGAUGAGCCUGAAUCGUCAAAUGCUUGUGUUGGAAUACAAAAACUUUUAGAUGAUAAAAUUUACAAAGGAGCUUAUCCAUUGCAUGAUGGAGAUCCCAACGACGUAAAAAGCAAACGUGGAUUAUUGCUUGCUGAAUGGGCUUCAAUUAGUAAAUGGAUACGACAUCAACCAUUAACAGAAAUUAAGGAAUACUUUGGAGCUCAUAUUGCUUUGUACUUUGCUUGGUUAGGAUUUUAUACUCACAUGUUGAUUCCUGCAUCGAUAUUUGGCAUCAUUGUCGUAUUAUUUGGCUUAUCAACGAUGUUCAGCAACAAUUUUAGCAAGGAAAUUUGUUCAGAAAAUAGAAUUAUGUGUCCGCAGUGCGAUCGUAAAUGUGAUUAUUGGAAUUUCAAUGAAACUUGUGUGUAUUCAAGAUUGAGCAACCUUUUUGAUAAUCAACUGACGUUUGUAUGGGCAGUUUUUAUGUCGAUUUGGGCAACUUUGUAUUUGGAAUUAUGGCAACGAUAUUCAGCAAGUUUGAUUCAUUCAUGGGGACUCACAAAUUAUACAAAGAAAACGGAGCCUCCUCGACCUCAAUAUUUAGCUCGUUUAAAAAACUUCAAAGAUCAGUUUAUGAAAAAUCGUAUACAACAAAAUGUCGAAGGAGGAGCUGUGCUUGAACCUGCUGUUCCUUUUUGGAGAUUCAAAUUUCCACGCUAUCUAGUCAGUUAUUCAAUCAUAUUUUUAUUUAUUUGUCUCGCUGUAUCUGCUGUAUUUGGUGUUAUUCUUUACCGCAUGUCUCUGAAUACAGCUCAAAAUAUUUAUGGCAAUCAAGAUUCAAUGACGUAUAAAAUAACAGUGUUACCCGUAACUGCAGCUUGCAUCAAUUUGUUCGUCAUUACUGUUUUGAAUUACGUUUACGAUUAUUUGGCGGUUAUUCUCACAAACAUGGAAAUGAAGAGAACACAAGCAGAAUUUGACGAGAGUUUAUCGUUGAAAAUUUAUCUUUUCCAAUUCAUCAAUUAUUACAGUUCGAUUUUCUACAUUGCCUUCAUUAAAGGUAAAUUUCCCGGAUAUCCAGCGAAAUACAAUCGCAUCUUUGGAUUGCGACAAGAAGAAUGCAAUGCGGGUAAUUGCAUGUUUGAAUUGUGUAUCCAACUUGUAAUUAUAAUGGUUGGCAAGCAAAUCAUGAAUUCCGUGAUGGAAAUGACACUCCCCAUAUUGACAAAAACAUUGACGAACAUUUGGAAUCACAUUGGAGUUCGACGCACAUGGUCUGACACAGAUGUCAAUAUUCGUACUCACAACCAAUGGACUGAAGACUACAAACUCUUGCCAUGGCAGUUUAUGUCAAUGUUCAGCGAAUACUUGGAGAUGGUAAUUCAAUAUGGAUUUAUCACGUUAUUCGUUGUUGCUUUUCCGCUUGCCCCAUUUUUCGCUUUGCUGAAUAACGUUUUUGAGAUGCGAUUGGAUGCGAAGAAAUUCCUUCUGUACUAUCGUCGUGCUGUUCCGAAACGAGUUCGAGAUAUUGGUUCAUGGUAUGGCAUUAUGCAAGUGAUUUGUCGUCUCUCAGUAAUGUCAAAUGCCUUCAUUAUUGCAUUUUCCUCAAAUUUCAUACCUGAAUUGGUAUACUCGAUUUACGUCAAAAAAGAAUUAAUUGAACCAAGUUACUUGAAUUUUACAUUGGCUCGAUUUGAUGUAAAUGACUUUGAAGAAAAAGCAGCUCCUUUGAAUUCAUCGUUUGAAAAUGUCACGAUAUGUCAUUACACGGAAUUCAGAAAUCCGCCAGAAGUUGAUCCCAAAUAUAAGAAAAAUCAAGUUUAUUGGCAUGUGCUUGCUGCGAGAUUAGCUUUUAUUGUUGUCUUUCAAAAUGUCGUCGGUUUGGUACAAUUGCUCGUUGAUACUCUAAUUCCUGAUGUCCCGAGAAGAAUACGAGAAAGAAUCAAGCGUGAAGAUUAUUUGUUAAGUCACGUCAUUUUGGAUGAAGAAAAGCGGCGAUAUAAGAAAGAUGCGUACACGGGAGCGGGAAAGAAAAUUAUGAAUGUCCUUACAAACAUUCAAAAUGGAAAAGGCAUUCGAAAAAGGUCGCAACAACACCAAAGUCAGGAACGAAUACACGAGCACGUCGAGAGAGUUGUAUGAAACGUAAUUCUGAAAGAUACGUUACUUUAGAGAAAUUUUUUAAUUUGAAUUUAUUUAUAUGUGUAAGUGUAAAAAGUAUAAGGCUAAACUAUGUGUUAGAUGUCACUAACAAGUAAAUGCAGCUAAAUGUGAAAAUAUUCGUGAAAUAAAGUGCCUUUUUAUGAAAACUUUCUUUUUUUUAAUAUUCCAAAAUUUCAC
Culicoides brevitarsis is the source of this 3551-nucleotide messenger RNA. Its product is annotated as anoctamin-1. Gene Ontology annotation, cellular component: plasma membrane. The coding region runs from base 303 to 3353 and encodes 1016 amino acids. NCBI's taxonomy places the organism in Eukaryota, Metazoa, Arthropoda, Insecta, Diptera, Ceratopogonidae. Gene Ontology annotation, molecular function: protein dimerization activity; chloride channel activity. Gene Ontology annotation, biological process: chloride transmembrane transport. The transcript is spliced from 7 exons. The record is from RefSeq and is a predicted model, not a curated record.